GUGCAGCAUUUCUGACUACGGUGGCGUCCGCAGGGAUGAUCGCAGGAUUCGGCUCCACAUUGGCGCUCGCCAAGAAGAAAAGCCCAGAGUGGUUCAACAAGGGCGUCACAGCGACGGCGGCAGUCCCGGAGAGCGGCGCAUCUCUGGCCCUCAGAGCUCUGGGGUGGGGCUCGCUGUUCGCCUGGUGUGGAGUAGGCCUGCUCGGCUUCAGCGUGUGGAAAGUCCUCGGCGUUCACAGCCUCCCAGAGUUCAGACAGAAGAUGCAGUCCUUCUUCCCGUCCAUCCCAAAGAGCGACAUAGCUGGAUCUGAACCUCUGGACUGGGAUGCAGUCUUCAAGUCGAAGUGACUCAAAUCAUCAGUGGGGUGAAAUCGAACGUGUACGCCGGCGUUUCUCAGACACUUGGCAGCUUUUUGUUUUUUUCUGGAAGCAAUGGAGGAGCCGAAUGAACCUACGAACCACUUUGCUCCCAGUUUGGUUCUAAUUUGGUUCCAGCUUGUCGAAAAUGGAUCAGCUGUAAGACGAACAGACUGAGUUCUGAUUAGUUUUCCCCACCGAUGGAAGCAGUUCUAGUAAAGACCAUGGAAAUGAUAUUUUUCUCUGAAUGUGAUUCUAUAAUUUCAUUCUGAGUUGCUGCUUUCUUUGUGUUUUCUGCUGCUGGCAGUGUUCAAAGCUGUGAGAUGAAUGUAAAGAAGGUAGAACAUUUCUGAAAAUACUGUGUGAAAGGAUCAAAAUCAGGAAUAAGAGGUUGAGAAAACGUUCAGUGGAGUUGAAAUAUUUAAGGAAAAGAUAAAUGCAGUUAAUAUUGAGCAGCUGCAGUCAGUUAUUCUUUUACAACAGAAAUCACUAAUGAAAUGUGCUCUUUGCACCUUUUUCUUUAUGUAUCGCUCUGAAGCCUCAACUAAUUUCUAUUCAAAGUACUCAGGAUGUUGACAGCGUCAAUCAGCACGCUAAGGUUAGCUUAGCAUACACAGCAUGUAUCUGACAGCAGCAGCUUCAUCACAUCCAAGUUAUCUGUUUCUUCGUCAUGCUGGUACUCCAGUAUACAGUUUGUACAUGCUGCAUUCUCAGCUGCUGUAUGAAUUUAUAACGUCUGCGUAGCCAUGGAUAUCUGUUUUUCUAAUAAAAGUAGAGGUCCCAGCACAGAGCCAAGGGGAACUCCACAGCUAACUUUUGUGGCUCCUUGUUCAACAAACUAAAAUCUAUCAGAUG
Pundamilia nyererei is the source of this 1211-nucleotide messenger RNA. It is a transcript of the gene tmem242, whose product is annotated as transmembrane protein 242. The annotation marks the transcript as partial. The record is from RefSeq and is a predicted model, not a curated record. NCBI's taxonomy places the organism in Eukaryota, Metazoa, Chordata, Actinopteri, Cichliformes, Cichlidae. The transcript has 3 exons.